Messenger RNA from Dendrobium catenatum, 2119 nucleotides. Its product is annotated as isoleucine--tRNA ligase, chloroplastic/mitochondrial-like. The coding region runs from base 48 to 1757 and encodes 569 amino acids. Gene Ontology annotation, cellular component: cytosol. Gene Ontology annotation, molecular function: isoleucine-tRNA ligase activity; tRNA binding; ATP binding. Gene Ontology annotation, biological process: isoleucyl-tRNA aminoacylation. The transcript is spliced from 11 exons. NCBI's taxonomy places the organism in Eukaryota, Viridiplantae, Streptophyta, Magnoliopsida, Asparagales, Orchidaceae. The record is from RefSeq and is a predicted model, not a curated record.
UGUAUGAAAUAAUCUUGUUCAUGUAGGCAGAGAAUAGAAUAAUUUCCAUGACAGCCAGCCGUUCUGACUGGUGCAUUUCACGGCAGCGAACUUGGGGUGUUCCUAUCCCAGUCUUUUAUCAUGUUGACACAAAGGAACCAUUGAUUACAGAAGAGACAAUCUCACAUAUUAAGGCUAUAAUUUCCAAGAAAGGCAGUGAUGCAUGGUGGUACAUGUCAACUGAGGAGCUUCUCCCUGAAAAAUUUCGUAGCAGUGCACCAAAAUAUCAGAAGGGAACUGAUACAAUGGAUGUUUGGUUUGAUUCUGGAUCAUCUUGGGCUGCAGUCUUGGGGAAAAGAGAAGGCCUCAGUUUACCAGCAGACCUGUAUCUGGAAGGUACAGACCAACACCGGGGUUGGUUCCAGAGUUCCUUGCUUACAAGCAUUGCUACAACAGGCAAGCCUCCAUAUGCUUGUGUUGUCACACAUGGUUUUGUAUUAGAUGAGAAGGGCCUAAAAAUGAGCAAGUCUCUUGGUAAUGUCGUUGAUCCUGAAAUCAUCAUUUCAGGAGGGAAGAACAAGGAUGAGCCUAGCUAUGGAGCUGACGUUCUUCGCCUUUGGGUAUCUAGUGUGGAUUAUACUGGUGAUGUCCUGAUUGGUCCUCAGAUACUCCGUCAGAUGUCUGAUGUAUACAGAAAAUUUCGAGGAACACUUCGAUAUCUUCUAUCAAAUCUCCAUGAUUGGAAAUUGGCACAUGAUUGGGUUGCAAUUUACAUGGCACACUAUGAAUUCAUUACAACGCUCCCUUCCUGUAAAAAUACCUGGUUCACGAACACAAUGGUGUGCAAUUUCCUUGUCAUGAAUGUUUUGUAUGUGUUUUGUGAAAGGCUUGUGCAGCUUGUAGAUCCAGGAAAUUCCAUUUCUUAUGAUGCUCUCCCCAAGAUUGAUCAAUAUGCAUUAUACCAGCUUGAAAAUAUAGUAAAAAUCGUCAAGGAUAGUUAUGAUAAUUAUCAGUUCUACAAGAUAUUCCAGAUUCUUCAACGGUUUGCCAUUGUCGACCUUUCAAACUUCUACUUUGAUGUUGCCAAAGAUCGCCUAUACGUGGGAGGUUCAACUAGUUUUACAAGGAGAAGUUGCCAAACAGUUCUUGCAGCUCACUUGCUUUCGAUCAUUCAAAUGAUAGCUCCAAUAUUGCCACAUCUGGCUGAAGAUGCUUGGCAAAACCUUCCAUUUGAACAUGUAAUGGAUAAUGGUUCUAUAGCAAGAUAUGUUUUUGAUCUGAGGUGGUCUGAUCUAAAUGAAAGAUGGCUUUCAAUGCCAGCUUCAGAAGCAGAUUUCUGGGGUUCAAUUCUUGAGUUGAGAUCUGAGGUUAAUAAAGUUCUUGAGGUUGCUCGUGGAGGGAAACUGAUUGGUUCUAGCUUAGAAGCAAAGGUUUACAUCUAUACUUCUGACGCGGCUACUUCCUCCCAACUACAGGAAAUGUGUGGGGCAAUGCAUGAGGCAGAUUCUUUGCAUCGUAUAUUUAUAACAUCACAGGUUGAGGUUUUGGCUGGCCUUGAUGAGAUGGUUCAAACCGUCCAGUAUACUGGAUCCUACACCAUUCAGGCAAAUAUUGAGGUCUGGAUUGGCGUGUCUCGUGCUGAUGGCAUGAAAUGCGAGAGGUGCUGGAACUAUUCUCCUAAUGUUGGUAUGUUUUCUGAGCACCCUACCCUCUGUUCUCGCUGUAAUGCAGUGAUCGGUGACAGCCAACCACUUCAAGCUUCAGCUCAGGUUUGCUGAGAUCUUUAAAAGGUUAGAAGUGCUUUGAAUUCGUCAGCUUCUUUUUUCUGAUCCCAAUUAUUUAAAGUCGGUUUUAUUAGUCCCAUUCUUCAUGAAUUCUUGUUAAGGUAAAUUACUUUUAUUUGAUAAGAUUCUAAACUUAAUAAGCAUGUAAAAAUAAAAAAAAAUGAUAAGAUAAAUCAUAUUUAAUGGGAGAGAAAAGCAUUCAUGAGCUUUUAUUGUACUGUGAAUGUUUUAAUUGACUAAAUUAGGAAUUCUGAGCAUUCAAUUGCCUAUUAAUGGUUGUAAUGUCAAGCUGUUGAUUUUAUUGUAAGGGAUUUUGUUGAUGACUAAAUUAAUAAAACAUUUUGUUUUUUUUUACC